AUGUCGUCGCCCACAGCCGCUUCUGCCAUUGCGCCUCGCGCAGCCGGCCAAGAGUCACGGCUGUCAAUCGCAGGAACCGCAGCGGCAGAGGCAACAGAGAGGAUGCGACGGGGGCUGCGGGUGGACGAGGCAGAAACCGAGGCAGAGGUGGGAGAGGAAGAAGAAGAAGAAGUAGACGAGGCGGGCUGGAAAGAAAAAAGCACGGGCACAGGCACAGCAGGGCCGCCGCUGCCGUGGUCCCCCAGCGCAAAUCACGGCGGCAGCAGCAGCUAUUCCAAUAAUGCUUCUUCUUCUUCUUCAGCUGCUGCUGCUGCUGCUCCUGUUUCUCUUAAUAGAAGCAGCAAUAAUAAGCAUGACACCUCCAGAGGCAUCAUUUCCGCGCCCCUGCCCCAGAGCCCCGACGACGCACGCGCCACGCCCGGCCGACACGAGCGCCCCUCAAAUUAUGGCCGGGAUUCGGAUAUUGCCAGCGCUGCAAUUAGCACCACCGUCUGGUCCCCUGCAUCUGCAUCGUCGUCCUCACAGCCAGGCCUGCUGCGCCGCUCGCCUGCCGAAGAUCCUCCAUUGCAUACGGGCAGCGUGCAGCCGGGCACCAAGCUGGCCCAUCCAAAGCCCAUCCUGCACAUUGCAACCGACGCCGAGGCCAGAAACCACCACCACUCGGAUCUGCUCACGCGAUCUGCGUCCACCAUCAGCAACGUCGCCCAUCUCGAGGCCACCGCCGAGCGCCUGUCCAUGACCAGCUCCAUCGACGAUGCCAUCCGCGAACUGCACGGCGAACUGAAACGAAGCGACAGCAGACGAUCGUCCAUCCUCGCCGCCCGCGCAGCCUCUGCCGACGAGCACUCGGCCUCCUCACGCCUGCGCCGAUACCCGUCCAACGCAUCCUCAUCCGCCGCCGCCGCCGCCCGCCAAAAGGGCUACUCUCCCGCUGCGUAUGUCAUGUCGCCCACAAACUCCCUCACCGGCCGCAUGCGCUCCGGUUCCAACGCCUCGACAGGCCGGCCGGAGCACGACGCCAUCAACUCCAUUCUGUCCCGCCACGGCCCGGGCAAGAGCUCCGUCCGAAGCGUGCGCUCGGCCAAGCCCUCGCUGGCUGAGAUCUCCGAGUCGGAGCCCAUUUCCCUGACCCAACAAGUCCUCGACGAGGCCGAGCACGCCACUGAUGCCGAUGCCGAUACUGAUGCUGAAGCUAGCGCCAGGAGAAUGAUUGAACAAGACGCCGUUGGCGGUCCGCACAUGGACGACUUCCAAGAGAUGCUGGAAGGAGGCUUCCGGAGCCACAGGGCUUCGAAUCUCGUCUUGGUCAACCCAGACCUGCCCCCCGAUCACUACGACGAAGCCGACAGGCCCAUGACGGCCAACUCCACAAAUACUUUCCAGGUGGCCCAGGAGGCCUUUGACGACUUUGACGGCGCUCACUGCGAGACGGAUACGGAAGAUGAGCGUUUCGCUACGGCCGACAUGGGGUCACGCUUGCAGAAGCGAGAGAAGCUGCCGGAUAUGCCGCUUCAUCAACAACAAUUGCAACAGCAGGAGCAAUACCAGCUCCAGCAGCAGUACCAGGCACCUCCACCAGGCCAGCUGCCCCCUCAUCCUCCUGUCGCCCAGGAAGACACUUCCCAACUACGCACCCCUCAGCAACGGUCUUCCGGAGAGUUCGUGAGACCGCAAUCCUACUUUGACCCCCAAUCCGGCCAGCAGAUGCUGUACUACCCAGCUCGUGUUCCGGCCAUGCUUAACCUACCCCCUAAGCUAUCCAACAAGCCCAAGGCUGCUGAUCGAAACCAGCGACGCUCGCAGCUCCUGAGUGCCAUGAUGCAGCCCAAGGAGAAUAAGAGAAAGUCCAUCGUCCCCGACUUGGAGCAGAUUGCUCUGCCCGACCCUCUGAGUGGGCACCGCAACUCCUUUGCAGCCCUCUCGGUGGCAGACAAGCUGGUCGACGGUGAUGACGACACUGCCACUACUCCUACGCCAUAUUUCGUAGAGGGACCCGUCCCUCAGUCUAGGGAUGUAUCUGCACCACCCUCUCUAGAGGACCUUCGCCGUCCUCAGCGGCUAUCUAAGAAUGAUGCCGACAAGCGCAAGUCAAACAUGGACAAACUGGGCACCCUUCCCCCGCAUCUCCGAGCGAGCGUGUUUUUCGAGCAGCCCUCUGAGAUCCCCGAGAUUGAGGUCAAGGACGGAUCGGCCAUGGCUACCCUCGAUAGCAUCCUCGACGCCUCAGCGACCGCUCCCGUCAGUGCCUUUACCGACCAUUUGUAUGCCGGCAAGCUGGGCAAUGAGGUAUAUGGUCAGGAGAAGAAGAAAGAAAACAAGAAGAAGGCGGCGGCGGCGGCGGCGAAGCACAAGUCACAACAACUUUCUACAAACACUCUUGGUGACGCGUCAUCCAAGGGGUCAACCAUUAGGUUGCUCACUAAACGAAGCAAGAGCAGCUUGCUUGGAAUAGAGGCCAACGAAUCUGAAGCUGGCCCUAGUGGAGCUCACGACGACGGCCACGAUGGAGCUGACGAAGAAGACGAAGAAGAAGCAAGAAGAGAAGAGGAGGAACCUGAAGAAGGCAUCUUUGAUGGGAUGCCCACCACACUUCUUGGCGAGAUUCAUCUUCGAAAGCAACGACAAAAGGAGCGAGUGCUCAACCAGGGCAACAUGGUGCCCCAACGAAUGCGCGCCACUCUCCUGGAGAUGGAUGCUGUCGCCGAGAUGCAGCGGAAGCAGCGCCUCAAGGGCCGCGUGAACCUUGCCUGGGAGGACCAAAAUGUCCCUGCAGAGCAGCACCUAUCGGAUGACGAAGACGUGCCCCUGGCUGUCAUUGCCGCAAUGCACGACGGUGCCAAGAAUGUGCUCGAUCUCGAACGUCCUAUUGGACUGAUGGAGGCUCGCGAGAUGGAGGAAAACGAACCCCUGAGCCAGCGCGCCGCUCGUCUGCAGGGCCGAGCCUCUGCUGCCUUUACCGCUGCCAAGCGCCAGAGCAACCUGAGUUUGGGCCCUACGCGCAUGGCAGAGGUACAGCCUGCAGCUGGUUCGCCUCGCAUCAUUACGCCAGACGGAGCUGUUGAUGACGAUGCGCGCACCACCAUCACUGCAACAGCUGCAUCUGCAUCUGCAGAGCCGCUUGCAGAGGAGAUUGAGGAAGAGACUCUUGGAGCCAGAAAGCGACGCCUGGCAGAAUCGACACUGCCCAGGGCUCGCCCCGUCAGCAACGCGUUUUCCGCGGAGCUCCUGAGCCAGUUUGGCGAUCUCGAAGAACCCAAGGACAAGGAAGGAGACAAAUCGCCCAACCCAGAGGACGAGACCCUGGGCCAGCGCCGCCGCCGACUGCAGGCUGAACGCGAGGCUCGCGCAAGGGAGAUGAGCUACGGCAACCUGACGGGCGAGCGACUGGCGGCUUAUGGUAACCUGACAGGUGAACAGGCCAAUAGGCUUUCUCGCCGUGUGAGCAUGGCCGAUAUGCUUUCCGUGCACCAGCUAGCCGAAGAUCCUCGCAUUGCGGACCAACGACGCCAACAAGAAGAGCAGAUGAGAAUCGCCGAACAGAACGCCAGGAUGGCUGCCAUGAGGGCUCAGAUGCCCACUGCCCUGGCACUCCCGGGCAACGCUCGCGCGGGAGGCUUCAAGGGAGGAUUGUACAAUGACGGAACGGGCGGUCUCGGCAUCGAGGCGGCGUCCAGAUCGACGGUUGCUCUCAAUACGCUGCACAGCCGGAGCUUCACCAACACCGGUCCUAGAAAUCAUCGGGCUACCAUGAUGAUGCCACCUCAAACUGCCUAUGGCAUGCAGCAGUCGUACAGCACGCUGACUGGCUUUCACGGGGCUGGCAUGAACCAGAUGGCUAAUAAUCCGAUGUAUAGCAACGCUCGCAAUUUAUACAACUCCAACGGGGUUAUUCAGCUGGGCACGGGGAUGGCUCUGCCGAAUGGCAGCUUGGACCGAGUUGAGAGGUGGCGACAGGGUGUUUUCCCUUAG
Molecule: messenger RNA, 3969 nt
Organism: Trichoderma asperellum CBS 433.97
Lineage: Eukaryota; Fungi; Ascomycota; Sordariomycetes; Hypocreales; Hypocreaceae
Source: RefSeq, a predicted model, not a curated record